AUGAGUGUUGUAUUUGGGGUGCAGUCGUCGAAAGAUUUGUAUGAGGAGCUUUGGGCACUGUGGAGAGAAAGUCUGAGCGAUGUAUGUCCACUGGAAGACUACCGCGGCAUUACGCUGGUGCUGCAGCAGCUGCGGACGGAGCAGCAGGAGGAGGCGCUGCGGCGGCAGCAGGAGAACCUGCAGCGCAGCAUAUUAGACGUUGCUUUCAAAAGCAGCAGCAGCAGCAGCAGCAACAGCAGCAGCAGCAGCAGCAGCAGCAGCAAAGAUGUCUGCAGCAGCAGCAAAGAAACAAGCAGCAGCAAGAGCUGCAGCAACACGAUCGAGCCGUGCUGCAUCGUCAUAGAUUCAGUGCAGCAGUCGCAGGAUGACUCCCAGUCACAACAGCAGCAGCAACAGCAGCAGAUGGAUGUGGAGGAGCAGCAGCAGCAGCAGCCGCAGCAGGAGCAGCAGCAGCAGCAUGAGGAGGAGCAGCAGCAGCAGCAGAAGCAGCAACGCCCGCAGCAGCAAACAGCAAAACGGACACCAAUCAGAAGAUCUCCAUCGCCUAUUGAUUGCUGCUUCAUUACUGCGAGCGACAGCAGCGACAGCAGCAACAGCAGCAGCAGCAGCAGCAGCAGCAAAAAAGACGCAAAGACACCAAGUCUGCAUGGCUCCCACCGGCUGCAGGAAACACCAAAGACACGUCUCCGAACGGGCGACAGAAACCCUCAGCUGCACGUGGAGCAGCAGCAGCAGCAGCAGCAACAGCAGCAGCAGCAGCAGCAGCAGCAGCAGGCGCUGCUGCGGUGGGGUGCACGUACACCUGAGAGUGGAGCCUCAACACCCCUUCUGAAGACCCCAGUGAUAGACAGAGCGCAGCGCAUGCAGACAGCAGCAGCUACCACGAGUAACAGCAGAAAGAGGAAACGUUCAGCAGCAGGAGUAACUGCUGCUGCUGCUGCUGCUGCUGCUGCAGCAGCAGCAGCUGCUGCUGCUACUGCUGCUGAUCGUGGCAAGUCUCCAAUGCCGACGCAGCUGAGCCUGGAGGAGUUCCUGCCGGGAGGAGGUCGAUCCCCACAGACCAUACGGAGAGAGCUGCAGCAGCAGCGCAGCAGCAGCACAACAGCAGCAGCCAAAGCGAGUCGUGCUGCUGCUUCUGCUGCUGCUGCUGCUGCUGCUGGUGUGGGUGCUCCGCCGAAUGUUAUAUCUUUGCUGACGCAGAAUAUAGACAGCAGCAACGGCAGCAGCGACGAAAAGCCUUCUGAGUCCCUUCUGCAGCAGCAACAGCAGCAGCAGCAGCAGCAGCAGCAAGGGAGGGACUGCUGCUGCGGCGCUGCUGACAGCAGCAGCUGCUGCUGCGCACCAGACGCAUGCAUCAAGCUCGCAGCCGGUGCUGCAGCUGCUGCUGCAGCAUGCUGCUGCAACGGGAGCCACUGCAGCACGCCUCAGAGGGAAAACAGCUGA
Messenger RNA from Eimeria mitis, 1443 nucleotides. Its product is annotated as ImpB/MucB/SamB family domain-containing protein, putative. NCBI's taxonomy places the organism in Eukaryota, Apicomplexa, Conoidasida, Eucoccidiorida, Eimeriidae. The coding region runs from base 1 to 1443 and encodes 480 amino acids. The record is from RefSeq and is a predicted model, not a curated record. The transcript has 4 exons.